This is a messenger RNA of Gopherus evgoodei (Goodes thornscrub tortoise), 6619 nucleotides long. It is a transcript of the gene ZNF711, whose product is annotated as zinc finger protein 711. Gene Ontology annotation, molecular function: metal ion binding; chromatin insulator sequence binding. NCBI's taxonomy places the organism in Eukaryota, Metazoa, Chordata, Testudines, Testudinidae. Gene Ontology annotation, cellular component: chromosome; nucleus. The transcript has 9 exons. Gene Ontology annotation, biological process: regulation of transcription by RNA polymerase II. The record is from RefSeq and is a predicted model, not a curated record. Bases 2545 to 4968 code for a protein of 807 amino acids.
CUCUUCCCUCCCCUCCCCAAUUAAAACAGUUCAUUAAUAAUUCCUUCCUGGGUUGAAAAUAAACAUUGUACCACAGGGCUGGUUUAUACACAGUUUGCGUACUGAUUUUAACUAAAUUGGCUUAAGAAACUGAUUUAGUUAAGUAGGUGUAGCCCUUUUGCCUUAAAUAAAAUUAAGCUAAAUCAUCAUAUGGCAUUUUUAAACGAUCACUGUUUUUGAGAUAAAGGUACCUCUGACUCUUUUGUUCCCUCUAUCUACCACCUUUUUCAGGGCAGAGUCCCUCGAUUCUCUCCUUCUACGCUGGGGAUUUAGGGUGCAACUUCCUCCCACACUUCAGUGUGAUCUAACAGACUCAGUCACUGCAUCUGACUUAGUUCAGCAUCUGUAGUCCUGUUCUGUCAGUGACAAUGACAGGGCUAACCAGUGACCAGACAGCCUUUAUUAACCAAGUAUUAUUUACUCAGAAUAAAAGCAUUUCUUUAAAAUUAUAUAGAACUUACAUGCAGGUCUUAGCUUACCAGGCAGUCAUCGCAUCUUCCAUGGAGAUACUGGUAGAUCCUGUGGAAAGGACCUUUGUGCCUGGUCAGUUUCAUGUCAGUUCUUGAGUGAGUGUAAGCUCCCUUCCUAUGUCAGGCUGAUCACUUUUAUACAAUUUUCAGUUCUUUGGGCUUCAGAUUUCUUCAGUCAGGUUAAAUAAAUAUAUGCAAUUUCCUCCAGGAGUAAGACUCCUUCAGACUUGCUGCCUGCUUAGGGAUUUACACUGAUAAUCCCUCCAUCCCCUGCUCUCAGUGAUUUUAGUUUCUUCUGGAAACACCUGUAGGUCCCUCAUGGACCUAGAAUACAAGCACUAGCCUAUAAUGACACAUAUAACAUUUUUAAAAUUGAUACAAUAACCAUUGAAUAUUCCAUAUUGCAAUACAAUCUGUUGUAUAAACCAAGUUAAAAGUGUCUACACAAAGGGGAUUGUUCCAAUUAAGUGAAUUGGUUUCUAAACCACUUUAGUUAAAUCAGUGCAAAAAACUGUGUAUAGACUAAUCCUAAAGACUUCUCUACACUGGACAGUUUUGCCAGUAUAGUUAUACAGUUAUAAGUGGCUGGUUUUUUUUUAUUUUGUUUAAGCCCGUUCUUAAAUGACAUUAAUGAAAAGAGGAACUCCUAUAUUGGAAUGUGUACAUGAACUAUGGCUACAGUUUGCCCUAUGAGUUAAUGUUGAUUCCCAGCAUGCAUACACAUACUUGCACUAGCUUGAUGAGAGCUAAAUGUGAAUAAAAAUAGCAGCAUCACCGAUAGGGUUCAGGUGUGUGUGAAAUGGGGCACCUACCCUGUGCCAGUGCUGCCUGGGCUACAGAGGCUACACUACUAUUUAUACCCAUGUUAGAUUUCAUUGAGUUAGUGCAAAUAUGUGUACAUGAGCUGGAUGCAAAGCAGAACUUUCACUGCUGUUACUGGGAGAAUAUGGCACUUUCUAUAAUUAAAAUAUUAAUUAUUUGUUCAGUGCCUUAUUGUCUAAUUCAGUAUCACUGGGUGAGAAAAUAUGUUCCGCUUUAGGCCUUUCACUAAUUUUGCCCUUUGUUUCUCUUCCUUCCAUAUUUUCCUUUCUCAUUAAGUUUACCUUUGUUUUUUUAUGUUUCUCUCUUUGCACCAAUUACAUGUGUGCUUCACUUCUAUCACCUUUUUUGUUCCAUUUGCUAAAAUGAUCAGCACAAGGCUACUUAGUGUUGACAAGGAAGUGCCAUUACUGGGCGUUAGAGAUGACACUAUGGUAAAAUUACUAAGGAUCAGGGAAAUUCACACAGACUUUCAGCCACUAUUUCACGUUGUCUACAUUGCCAAGCACACAUCAGUGAAGUCACACAUGGACUCCCCUUUGUAAGCGUAUCAAUGCAAACGACAGAGAUUUGAAAACCUGAGUUACCCAACAAAAGCUGAGGUGCCACAGCAAGUGCAUGCAGCCUUCAAGCCAUAAAAACGCAACUUUGAUACCCCUGGGUGUGUAUGACUGUAGCUUUAAUGCGAUAUCCCGGGGGCGGGAGGGAGCACAGGUCCACACUGUGCACCUACGAUCACAAGCCUGCUCUGCAUUUGGCCCUUUCGCUCUCGCCCCUCUUCUGGCUGCUCCCAUUUAUCCUCUCUCCGCUUAACCCAUCCCCCCUGCGCCCCAACUAGCCUUUCUCCCCCUCGGCUUCCAGCGCCCGGCUUUGUUCUCGCGGAACAUUUGAGAGCAAAGAAAGGGCAGCGACUUCAGCUGCGGUUCCUGCGCAUGCUCACAUCACCGGGGCACGCUCCGGGUCCCAGUGACGUGCGUCAACAGCGGCAGGGCUAGUCGCGAAGCCGGUGGGGGGAGGGGGUGAACGCCGCGCGCGCGCUCGCGCCCCGUUUCCCAGCCCAGCGCCUGUGAUUGGUGCAGGCCCCGGACCUGGCGGCCCCGAAUGCAAGGCCCCGGCGGCGGCGGAGUCCUGCGGCCCGACCGACCCUCAGCCGGAUCCGACCCCGCGGCACGGCGCAGGGACCCGCAAAGCUAUUUGUGAAAGAGCUUAGCUGACUAUGGAUCCAGGUGGUGGAAGUCUUGGAUUGCAGACACAAGAGUCCAAAAUGCCUCACACUAUGAUUAUGCAAGAUUUUGUGGCUGGAAUGGCUGGCACUGCUCAUAUUGAUGGCGACCAUAUUGUUGUAUCAGUCCCUGAAGCUGUAUUAGUUUCUGAUGUUGUCACAGAUGACGGGAUAACUCUUGAUCAUGGCUUAGCUGCUGAAGUUGUCCAAGGACCAGAUAUCAUCACUGAAACUGAUGUUGUAACAGAAGGUGUAAUUGUUCCUGAAUCUGUGUUGGAAGCUGAUGUUGCUAUUGAAGACGCUUUAGAUACCAGUGAUCAUGUUUUGACUUCUGAUCUAAUAACGGAAACUGUUAGAGUUCCUGAUCAGGUUUUCGUGGCUGACCUUGUUACGGGUCCUGAUGGACAUUUGGAACAUGUGGUGCAAGACUCUGUGUCAGGAGCUGACUCACCUACAAUGGUUUCAGAAGAAGUUCUUGUAACUAAUUCAGAUUCAGAAACUGUGAUUCAAGCAGCCAGUACUGUUCCUGGUUCUACGGUUACAAUAAAAACUGAAGAUGAUGAUGAUGGCAAGAGCACUUCUGAAGACUACUUAAUGAUAUCUUUGGAUGAUGUUGGAGAAAAAUUAGACCAUAUUGGAAGCACACCUUUAAAAAUCAGCACUGAGGUUUCACACGAUGAUGUUUCUAAAGACGAUGGGUUUGGUUCAGAAGUUAUAAAAGUGUAUAUAUUUAAAGCUGAAGCUGAGGAUGACGUGGAAAUAGGAGGAACGGAAAUUGUCACAGAGAGUGACUUUCACAAUGGACAUUCUGUUGCUGGAGUAAUUGAACAGGGAAGUGUAGGCAGAAUGCAGCGAGAGAAGAUGGUUUACAUGGCUGUUAAGGACUCUUCUCAGGAAGAUGAAGAUAUUAGUUGUGCUGAAAUAGCAGAUGAAGUUUAUAUGGAGGUCAUUGUAGGUGAAGAGGAAGCAACAUCACUUCCCGACACACAACUUGAAGACUCUGGUGUGAAUAAAACUUUUGUUCCUGUUGCUUGGGCUGCUGCUUAUGGAGAUGAAAGAAGACUGCCCAGAAGGUAUGAAGACUGUCAAGCAGCAGGAAAUAACUUGGAUACACGAUUAGAAAACAAAAAUGGUAAUGCAGCACAGUACCUGCAAAUCUGUGAUAGCAUUAACACAAAUAGAGCGCUUAAACAAAAAGCCAAGAAGAGGAGGAGGGGAGAAACCAGGCAGUGGCAAACAGCUGUUAUAAUAGGUCCUGACGGACAGCCCUUAACUGUCUACCCUUGUCACAUAUGUGGGAAAAAAUUUAAAUCCAGAGGAUUCCUGAAAAGGCAUAUGAAGAACCACCCAGAUCAUAUGAUUAAGAAGAAAUACCAGUGUACGGACUGUGACUUUACAACUAACAAAAAAAUAAGUUUCCACAAUCAUCUGGAAAGCCAUAAACUUAUAAAUAAAGUUGACAAAACCCAUGAGUUUACAGAAUAUACAAGGAGAUACAGAGAGGCAAGCCCAUUGAGUUCUAAUAAACUGAUAUUGAGGGACAAGGAGCCUAAACUACACAAAUGCAAGUACUGUGACUAUGAGACUGCAGAACAGGGACUGCUGAAUAGACAUCUGCUUGCAGUUCACAGCAAGAACUUUCCUCAUGUUUGUGUUGAGUGUGGGAAAGGAUUCCGUCAUCCAUCUGAGCUUAAAAAGCAUAUGAGGACCCACACAGGGGAAAAACCGUACCAGUGUCAGCACUGUGUCUUCAGAUGUGCUGAUCAAUCCAAUCUGAAAACACACAUAAAAACCAAACAUGGGACUGAUUUACCAUUUAAAUGUGAACAUUGUCCCCAAGCAUUCACAGAUGAAAAAGAACUUCUUCAGCACACAGAGUUAUUUCAAGGACAUAAGACUCAUCAAUGUCCACAUUGUGACCAUAAGAGCACCAACUCAAGCGACCUGAAACGACACAUUAUUUCCGUUCACACGAAGGACUUUCCCCACAAAUGUGAGGUGUGUGAAAAAGGCUUCCAUCGUCCAUCUGAGCUCAAAAAGCAUAGUGAAACCCACAAAGGUAAAAAGAUACAUCAGUGUAGGCACUGUGACUUUAAAACUUCAGAUCCUUUUGUACUUAGUGGGCAUAUCCUCUCAGUUCACACCAAGGACCUGCCUUUUAAAUGCAAAAGGUGCAAGAGAGGAUUUAGGCAGCAAAAUGAACUUAAGAAGCACAUGAAGACCCACAGUGGAAGAAAAGUGUAUCAAUGCCAGUAUUGUGAAUAUAGCACUACGGAUGCAUCAGGCUUUAAACGACAUGUAAUAUCAAUACACACAAAAGACUAUCCACACAGGUGUGAAUACUGCAAAAAGGGAUUCCGUAGACCAUCAGAAAAAAAUCAACAUAUAAUGAGGCACCACAAAGAGGCCAUAAUGUAAUAUAUGAUGUUGAGAAGGAAGCAAUUUAGAAACUGUGAUAUGCUAAUUGGGGAAAAAAAUCUCAUGAACUGUUUCUCCUGGUUUCAAAGCUUGAUAUUAAAUCAUAACUUUACAUUCUUUGUAUUAAAAGUCUUAAAAGUAUUAAGGUUGACAGGGAUCUCAUAGUCCUAUGAUUGUGGCUUAUCAGAACCUAAAGAGCACUAUAGAAUGCAGAAAGAUGGAUGAAUGUCUGAAAGGUUGCAGAAGGAUUGCUGAAUGUCUUCUAUUUAAUAGUAUUAUACAUUGUUAAGCUACAGAAGAGAUAAUGAAGACGAUUGUGUUAUCCAUUUAAUCAGUAACAGCAUUUGUCUCCAAUAUGAAAACUUCAAUUGUGGUGGGGUUAUUUACAAACUCUUUGUCAGGGCAACCAAUUCUGGCUUUUUAUGCAGUUUUGAAAAGAAUAUAAGUCAAUCACUUGGUCAUUAUGUUUUUAAAUUGUGCCUGGAAAUUGUAUUCCAGAACUGGUCAAAUUUGGGGGUUUCUCCCAUUUUUCUUUAACAUUUCAUUGGGAAACCUUUUUGUUUCCUUUAUUAGUCUAGGUUCAGUGAGUAAUUUUUUAAAACUAUUUUCAGAGCUGCUAACCUAUUUUAUGGCAGGAUAUGAUGUUAAAAAUAUUGCAUUAUGUUAUGAGCUCAAAGGUGGUGUUCCGGUGCUAGGGUUAAAAAUAUGUAUGUAUAUAAUUUCCCUUUUUUAUCUGAAACUGCAGUUGAAUGUUUAGUAUGGCACAUGACAAAUACCUUUUGAAUCUGUCAUUUCUUUUAAAAGAAAAAUGAAUGCAGCUUGUAGUGUUGUCUCAACACUGUUUUUUUUAUUUUUUUUCUUGCUACUUUAAGAUCUCUAAAAAGAGUAUUAAAAAAGAUUCAAAGAACACAAUAGUUUUCUUGAAUUAAAAUACAAAAUACUUAGAAGUUCUUUAGGGCAGUGUUUAUAACAGGUAUGCCUAUUCUAGUCCUACCUGCUAAUAUAAAAUUUUCAGUAUAGACAUAAAAUUGCACCUUUUAAUUAAUUCUUUAAAAAUCUCUACCAUACUAUAAACAUGCAUUUUCAAUCUGUAAGAAAGUAUAUAUGCAGUAUUUAACCAGAAAAAUAUGCUGCCACUAGAGUUUGGAGGUGGAUCUUCAGUUUACAGUGUAUACAUUUAAAAUAUGCAUCCCUUUAAACAAUGCUUUGUGUUAGCAUGCUGCAAAUCAAAUGGCGCUUAAUAUAACAAGCUGGUCUAGGGCUAUUUAAUGAAAAACCUGUUCAUAAAUGUUAUGCAUAUAAUGUGUACUUUUUUACUUUUAGUUGCUUCAUGUUUGCACACAGCUGUUCACAUGAUAAAUUGUAACUUUACUUCAUGCUAUAUUGUGGCUUUGUGUUUCAGAUAAUGUUCAUAUUUUGUUUUUGCACCAGAUGAGAAUCAGUUCCUUGAGAAUAAAUUUUUUUUAUAUUUCUAAACUUCAGAAAGCUAAAUUGGGAAAUCUCUUAGAAAAAUAAGUGUUUUAUGUGGCUGUAAAAAAUGAUGUACACGCUGUAAAAUAAGAUUAUCACUGUUACGUGAGAUUAUUAUUUCUAAAUGUGUUACUCAUCGUAAUGAGCAUACAAUAAAAUGCAUCUCUUGCACUCCAAGGUU